CCGUUAGGCAUAAAAGAAGAAGAAGAAAAAACGGAAGAGAGAUUUUAUAACAAAAUAAUCAAGAUGGGACUGGCAUCUAUUCAUUCUAUUUUGGUGAAACGCAUGGCAGCAGUAGCCGAAGAAAUAUUUGACGCUGUCAAAGACAAUAUAAUUGAAUAUGAGCAGGAGAUAGAGCGUCUAAAGCAGGAGAACUGUUGUCUCAAGAGCAGACUGACUCACAAUCGAAACGGCGUUUGUGCAGAAACACGCCAUGAUACUCAGAGAGAUGGAGGUCUGCAAGGUCCAUUGGGCUCAGAACUCUCAGAAAUCCAAGUAAAGAUGGAGGUUGCCACUGUGAUGUCCCAUGAGCCUUUGAGACAAAUUUCUACCAAUACUUCUCCCCUUUCUGAAGGUUUUAAAUGGCAGGAACCCUCUCACUGUCUCUCACUUCUGGUGUCGAAGAAUGAAAAUAGUGGUGGUACAGAUACACAAUCAUCAAUCACAGUUAAGUCAGAGCUGUGUGAUAAUCAGGCUGAUCAUUCAUACUCUGCAGUGCAAAAUGGCAAUGAUUGUCAUGUUGAACUUCCAGCACCUGAACAAGAUCCGCCCUCUCUUCAACUUCACAUUGAAAGUUCUGAUGAGAUGUCACAAAAGGCAAUUCAAAAUCAUCAAAACACAUUCAUUUGCAAGAUUUGCAGAAAAACUUUCAGCACUAAAGGACGUUUGCAGAGACACUCUUUAGUGCACCAGAAUGAGACCUCUUUCUGCUGUGGUUCAAGUGGGAGUCGUUUUAAAUCGAAAUUCCACUUGAAAGAACAUGAGAGACUUCAUACAGAAAGGAGAGCAGAGGAUUGGUCUGAAGAACCACUGGACUCACAGCUCUCCCAUGUGGAAAUAAUUCUGCAGCCAGACAGUGUAAAUGUGGAUACAAACCCACGAACCUCUACUAAAUUAAGUCUUUCUGAUCAGGGCCCUGGGAAAUAUCCUUUCUAUUGUAAGAUAUGUGAUAGGCCAUUCAAACGUCACAAGACCAUGAAAAACCACAUGUUUUUACACCAAGGUGAUCGAAACUACCCAUGUAAGUUUUGUGGCAGAAGAUUCUAUAAGAGCUGGCAUCUUGCAGAGCAUUUAAGAAUUCACACCGGUGAAAAACCAUUUGGCUGCGAUAAAUGUGGAAAGUGGUUUGUUCAGUGGAAUCAGGCAAGAUCACAUAUAAUCAAGCACCAUGAAGGAGACAUGUCACUGUUAUUAAAGGAAAAAGCCUAAACCUGUAAAUUGUCUCUUGUUAUCACCUCUUGGGCAAAGAAAUUAAAAUAGUACUGUUAAUUUUGAAAUGCAGAUGUACAUUUCUAAUUAUGUUACACAGAGACAUUUAUCUUAGGUUUUAUAGAUGCACAUACUCCUAAAUCCUAAAUCUCAUGUCUGUCAUUUUUAAAAAGCCAUUUUGAUUACAUUUUAUUUAAUAUUUUUUACAGCAUUUUACACAAUGUACAUGGUUUCAAAACAGCUUUACAAAACAAUUUUUUGAAGUACUGAUAUAUUAAAUUUCUUAGGUAUUCAUUGUGCAGUUCUUGUUAAUGCUUCAUUAAACAUUAUACAUUAA
Messenger RNA from Ctenopharyngodon idella (grass carp), 1582 nucleotides. Its product is annotated as zinc finger protein 888-like. Lineage: Eukaryota; Metazoa; Chordata; Actinopteri; Cypriniformes; Xenocyprididae. Gene Ontology annotation, biological process: regulation of transcription by RNA polymerase II. The coding region runs from base 64 to 1245 and encodes 393 amino acids. The record is from RefSeq and is a predicted model, not a curated record. The transcript has 3 exons. Gene Ontology annotation, molecular function: RNA polymerase II cis-regulatory region sequence-specific DNA binding; DNA-binding transcription factor activity.